GCGGGGGCGCCAGUAGCCGCGGACCUCGCCAAGACAAUGCAAACUCCAGUGACCAUUCCUGUACCUGUGCUCCGGCUGCCCCGGGGCCCUGAUGGCUUCAGCCGUGGCUUUGCCCCUGAUGGACGCAGAGCCCCCCUGAGGCCAGAGGUUCCUGAAAUCCAGGAGUGUCCCAUAGCUCAAGAAUCCCUGGAAUUCCAGGAGCAGCGGGCCCGAGCCGCCCUUCGGGAGCGUUACCUCCGCAGCCUGCUGGCCAUGGUGGGUCGUCAGGUGAGCUUCACGUUGCACGAGGGUGUGCGUGUGGCCGCCCACUUCGGAGCCACCGACCUGGAUGUGGUCAACUUCUACGUGUCACAGCUGCAGACUCCCAUAGGUGUGCAAGCAGAGGCGCUGCUCCGAUGUAGUGACAUUAUUUCAUACACCUUCAAGCCAUAGAGACAUUGUGUUCACUUUUCUGCUUGAGGCUGAGCCACUGUAUCCCAGGCCUCCCAAUGUUCCCAAGCCAGGAACUCUGGGCCCCACGGAGUUAUGAGCUCCCUUGGAAUUUUCAGCCAAGCUUUAAGCAAGUCUGGACUCCUGAGACCUCCUGGGUCUAGUCAGUAAAAUUCUGCAACUCUAGGAAUUCUAAGAUCCCACUGGAAGGAAUGCUCUACUUCACAGAACUCUGAACCCUACAGAAAGAUGGGCCUGCUGCCAUUUCUUGAAGACCAGGGCAUCGGGGUGGGGUGAUAAAGGAGACAACCUGCACAGGGGGGCGUUAUUAAAGAGGCUGCAAAGUUCAGCCACCCUGAAGAUACUCCCCAGUGCUCCUCUCCUGCUAAAGAACCAGUUACCCCAGGAAAAAACAAAACAAAACAAAACAAAA
Molecule: messenger RNA, 862 nt
Organism: Macaca mulatta (Rhesus monkey)
Lineage: Eukaryota; Metazoa; Chordata; Mammalia; Primates; Cercopithecidae
Product: gem (nuclear organelle) associated protein 7
Biological process (GO): spliceosomal snRNP assembly
Cellular component (GO): SMN-Sm protein complex
Molecular function (GO): RNA binding
Source: RefSeq, marked provisional